CCCGUUAACUUGCUAGUAGCACUAACUACUAAGUAGCCCCGGAGUAGUCGUAGUUAGUGUCUGUUCCAGUCUUGUCUCCCAAGGCCAAAAAAAGUGAUAAUACCAAAUUACAACCUGGGACAAACAGACAGGUAAUUUCCCUUGGUGGAGGCUCAUCGACGGUAUUUUUGCACAUUUGCCUUGUCCCCCACCUCAACCCAUCAGCAAGUCAGUGAGUGAGUGAGGAGUGAGGGAGGGAGUGAGAGCAAGUUAAGUAAGUACUGUACCUAACUGAGAGUUGUGUAUAGUCAUGGUCAUGGUUGUCUUUGUGCAAGUCCACUCACUGUACGAGUAUCAUUUUCCUCCUUUUGAUCAUUGUUUAUCUUCUUCGUCUUCCUCCUCCUCUGAUCUCCUCUUCUUUUCUUCCCAUUCGUUCGUCCUCUUUCAUCCUCCUGCAUUUACCUCUUCUCUCUCGCUCCCCCCAGACGGUAGUACCUCAAAUUCUUUUUUUUCCCUUUUCCUAUCUAUCCUUCCCCGAUCCGACCUUAGUCGUCCUUCUUUUUGUCUUGUCUUUGCUCUGGUACUGUACGUAUUGAUCACAGGUGGUGUGCCUCGAUCUCGAUUUACCCCCUCGGACUCCAUCCAUACAGACAUAGUCCCGUACUUCCAUUCCCUCCUUUCACAGCCAGAAAUUCUCUCCUAUUUCUCUUCCAUUUGCUGUCCUUUGAGCUCGUGCUUCUUUUGCUGCUUCCCCAAGUGUCCUCUUCGCCUGUUUCGAAGUUUUGGACGUGUUUCUCGCAUCCGUUUCGACCCUCGAUCUAAAACGACACCGGAAACUUUCCCGCCGCACGAUACGGGGUUUUCCUCGUCUUCUCCUACCAUCUUCCUUCUCCUCCCUCCCCGGCCUCCCCCCGUGUCGCUCAUCUGCCUCUUCUUUAAAUCCUCCUUUCCCUCGAUCCUCCUUCGUCCUCUGCGACUCCGCUCUUAUCGCAUUGAACUCCGUACCCGCGGGAACCCUUUUGUGCUCCUAUCAUGGUCCAGAGCCGGAUCAAUUCUUCGCAAUUGGUGGUCUAACGGUUGCUCAUCGCAUUCACAUGCUUACCUCGCAACUCAUUCUCCCUCAACAGCCACCUGGGUUUCGUUCUGUCUCUAUUCAAAUCACCCUGUCUCCCUUCACUGACCGACUCAUCCCUCUGCUCCGACCCGCACCAUGUCUCAGCAGGAUCUGGACCGUGCCUAUGGCCGAGCACCCAGCAGUGGCUCCCCCGAACAGCAUUCGGUCCACACCCGCUCUAGAUCGACCGCCCAUGCGCAAAGUCCAAAACGCUUGUCUGUCUUAAGUGGCCGGUCUCGCAGCAAUACAACGAAUUCCGCCACCUCUUCCCGUCGUUCACCUGGCUCGUCAAUGACCUCGGUCGAGGGACCCUCGCUGCCCGCUUACGAGGACCGGGCCGGUUCGUCAG
This is a messenger RNA of Aspergillus homomorphus CBS 101889, 1442 nucleotides long. RefSeq lists its product as uncharacterized. Lineage: Eukaryota; Fungi; Ascomycota; Eurotiomycetes; Eurotiales; Aspergillaceae. The transcript has a single exon. The record is from RefSeq and is a predicted model, not a curated record. Bases 290 to 1159 code for a protein of 289 amino acids.